This is a messenger RNA of Hyaena hyaena (striped hyena), 306 nucleotides long. It is a transcript of the gene S100A7, whose product is annotated as S100 calcium binding protein A7. The transcript has 2 exons. Gene Ontology annotation, molecular function: calcium ion binding; transition metal ion binding. The record is from RefSeq and is a predicted model, not a curated record. Gene Ontology annotation, cellular component: cytoplasm. Bases 1 to 306 code for a protein of 101 amino acids. NCBI's taxonomy places the organism in Eukaryota, Metazoa, Chordata, Mammalia, Carnivora, Hyaenidae.
AUGAGCAACACACAAGCUGAGAAGUCCAUGAUGGGCAUCACUGAGCUGUUUCACAACUACACCACGCACCAUGACACCAUCAACAAGCCAGCCUUGCAGAAAAUGCUCCAGGAGAAUUUCCCCAACUUUCUCCAGGCCUGUGACAAAAAGGGCACAGAUUACUGGGUCAAUAUCUUUGAGAAGAAGGACAAGAAUGGGGAUAAGAAGAUUGAAUUUUCCGAGUUUUUGUCCUUGCUGGGGGAAAUAGCCAUGGACUUCCAUCAGCAGAGCCACAGAGCCGCCCCUUGUUCUGGGGGAAGCCAGUGA